AUGCAGUGCCUUCCACCACGUAACAGCUCAGGUUCCUUUACUCCUGAACCAGAAGCAUUACGAAUAACCCGCACGGUCUUGUUCAGUCUGAUAGCAGCUCUCGCCUUGGUUGGAAAUUAUGUGGUGUGUCGAGCUGUCUGGAGAUUUACCGGAGCCAAACCGAUAGCACAUUACCUUGUCAGUAACUUGGCUUUUGCUGAAAUUAUCAACAUGGUUUGUAUAGUGUUCAUGUUCCACGCAUAUGAACCACCAUGGUCUUGGGAGCUUGGGAGUGUCAUGUGCAAGAUUCUCCCCCCUCUACAGGUAACUAGUUCUCUGGUUAUCUCAGCAUCCCUGGCCAUUCUUGCUGUCUACCGAUGCGUCUUGCUAAUUAAACCCAUGAUCACCAAGCCAACACGCAGACAAACGUGUCGUGUUAUACUUAUCUCUUGGGCGGGAUCUAUUGGUCUGUCGGUUCCUGCGGGGCAUUUUCGCGUCUUAAAAUCAUGGGGCAAAAACUGCGAGUUGCGUUUCUGUUACGAAGAAUUCCCCCAAGGAUUUGAACACUAUCAGAACAUUUACUCGAUCGUCCUAUUCGUAGUGAACUUUGUCUUGCCAUUUGUAAUAAUGGCAAUUUCUUAUUCCCUGGUCGAUAAGAAGAUCAGAGAACACAUCUUUGUCAAACAACGGCUCAGGGACGAGCAAAACAAGGCUAUGUCAACUGUUACCCAGAAUUCUGUGUGUACAGAGGAGCCACAAUCAACGAAAAGAGGCAGUAUGGUUUUUAGCCAAUCAGGUGGCGAAAACCAUGAAGAAAUACAGCUCGAGUAUAGUGCAACCAGCAACAUCAAAGACGACGAGAGAGGACAACAACGGGAAAGCCAUGACAAGUACGUCACCUUGAAAGAAGACACUGACCAAACUGAGAGCUCACCAAACGUUCGGACAGUUACGAAAAACGACAACAGCGCAUUUGAGCUUGAAAACGACCUCCUAAAAAUGAUUUAUGCUUUGGUGCUAGUCUUUGUAAUUUGUUACAUCCCAUAUCAUGUUUAUUUCCUUCUGGUCGAAUUCCAAGUGAAAGCAUUUAUGUUCUGGCCUCCUCGUCACAUUCUUAGGAGGCUUACUUAUGUCCUGGCCUGUUUGCCAAGCGCCCUGCAUCCCGUGUGCUACGGAAUGAUGAGUAAGUUCUAUCAUAAGGCCUUUAUAAGGAUAAUAGCUUGUAGAAAAUACAAGACUCAAAAUGCCCAUUAGAAGCGGGUACUACUGAUACGGCUCCGGGGUAACCCCUAUAAUGGCCUAUAAGGUGAGGCUCGGCCAGAACGUGGUAUCCUUUUUACGCUUCAAAUUUAUGAAAUUGAGAGAAAUCUGUCAUUUCGUUUCGUAAAAAGGCCUAAAAGUGCUAAUGGACUUUGUAUGGCUGUCAAAAUGUCGGGAAUACGUUCUAGUUUUUUGAUUUAUUCAUAUUUAAAAGACAUAGCAUUUACAGCAUUUAAAAGGGGUGCAAAGUUCUAAACUAUAGGCGUGUGAAAGGGAUACCACUUGUCAAUAGAGGGUACACGAAACUGGGGGUACCAUUUCUGUCAAAAACUAUACCAUGUCUGAUAUAAAAAGCUAAGAGGUUGGACCUCAGGCCGGAGCCUCCCCGUAUAAAUAAUCGGAUUAAUUUGUUUUAAGAAAAAAUGUAACAUUAAGCAGACACUAUAGCUAUAGCGCCCGUUGGUGUUCGACUAUACAGGUUUCACUACUGGCAUCUAGGGAAAGUUCUUCAAUCGGUACUUUUAGUUCAGUUUUAAGUCUCAUGAGGAUUUCUCUAACAAUUGUCGAGUUGUUUCAUUUAUUAGCCGAGUAUAUGGCCACUGACCAGAAACGUAGAAAUUGGAAAUAACAAGCUUAAUUAUAAGUUGUUUUAAGCGAUAAAUUGAUGAUGAUUUUUCGGAGAGUAGGAGAUCUAAUUUGUGAAAAUAUUUCAUGGCAUAUUAGUCAAAAGGAAGUACAUGGGCGGAUAUAAGGGGGCGCAUGAACCACUUCAACCCUAUCUUAAUCCUUAAAAUGAUAUGCCAUAAACGUUCUUGCUAACUGGGCCAUUUUCUAGUGGUUUUUUUAAUACCUGUGAUACAUGAUAGGUACAUAAGCUUUUAAGGUACAUAAUUGUAUGUCACUGAAACAGUGUAGUCAUUUUUUCGACUUCUGAUAAGUGACAACAGUCUACAAUAGGGCCCCUGACGUCAACUGGAAUUAAAGCAAACGCUGUGCUUUUUCCGAGAACUUGUCUAUAUUUAAAAAUCAAUUGUUAGUCCAGUUUCUUGUCAGUGACGGUGUGUUACUUUGUGUCGUUGUUAACGUAAUCUUUUCAUUUUAGAAGUGAACUGUAAACUUAGGGCGCUUUCCAUUUGUCAGAAGUGACCCGGCCAGACCAUUCCUCAUGUCUUAAUGAAAAUUUCACGUUUAAUCAAAACUAUCCGGCCAGAUCAGUCAGAUCCUAAACAGUAUGCACGAAGGAGAUGGUUUUUAAGCAAAAACCCUAAAGAAAAAGCCGAUUUCAUUUGAUAUCUGACUAGUCCAGCCGGCCAGUUCUGACAAAUGGAAAGCGCCUUUAGUGUAAAUUUCGAUCAUAUUCUAAUUUGUUAGUUGUACAGUGCAAGCACACAGUUCAGUGCAUUAGUGUACAUUAUAAAUGAUUUCUAUUUCGAGGGUGCUCAAUAGGAUCCCCCCCCCCCCCCCCCUUAUUUGAAGGUUGGGAUUCAGGAUUUUAAAGCAAAAAGUGGGUUGGUAUUCGGGAUUAAAAGGAUGCACGAGACGCGGGAUGCCGAAAACAACCAUCGGGAUUACGAAAUUGUGCAAAAAUUUGGAUCGGAAUGCCGAGAUGGAUAUAAUUAAUAACAAUACUUAAUUCAAAUACAUAUGCAUAUAAACAUGAUGGACCCUUUAAGGGGACCCUUUAUUCCUAUUAUGAAGUAACACUGGGGAUUUGGUACUUACUUAUAUAAGUUUAUGUACUGUAAUGUAAGCGAUUGGUAGUGUAGGAGUUUAUCAAAAAUAAAGAGAUUAAUCGGCUAAAUUGACAUUUGUGUAUUUUGAAUAGGGUGGGGAUUUAAUUUUUUCCGCUGCAAAGACGGCUACAAGCAGGGUGAGUCAACAAAACCUACAGAUCUGAGAAACGUAUUUUUGAAAACCCCUUGA
Molecule: messenger RNA, 3162 nt
Organism: Porites lobata
Lineage: Eukaryota; Metazoa; Cnidaria; Anthozoa; Scleractinia; Poritidae
Source: the annotation of a GenBank genome assembly